AUGCCUUUUCCCCGCGUCUACCUCGACCCCACCCCGCCGUUCCACUCGAUGACAUCCUUCGAGGACGAGUGGAACGUGUGGCCGUCGGUGCGCCAGAGCUUCGAGUCGCGCCUACCGCUGAAGAAGCUACAGCUGCACAACCGCGCGCGCAAGGCAGUGGACCUGGACCGGCUGCCGCUGGAGUACGUGCUGACGUCCGAGCCCAAGCUGCGCAGCCGCCCGCCCGUCAAGAACAACCCGCACUGGUUCCGCCACCCCUUCGCCACGCUCGUCCUCCUCGCCUGCCAUGAUCCGGACGAGUACCGGGUGAGUCUGCGCGCGCGGCUGCAGGCGCUGGUGAAGGCGGAGCAGGGCGAGUGGCUGAUCGUGCACGUGAUGCGCGCAGGGCCCAACGACCCGGCGGGCAAGCAGGCGCGCAAGGUGUUUGCGCGCAUUGAAGACCACUUCCGCCGCGACAGGUGUGUGCGGCUGGAUCUGAGUGCAGCGGAGCCCAACUACAUGGAGGUGGAGGGCAAGGUGCUGGAGUGCAUCCGAGCCAGUGUGGACGCGCGCACGCUGCACUACUCUGAGGCCGUGCGCCGCCUGCUCGACCAGCGCCUCUCGCCCUCCUUUAACUUCUGCGCCUACUACACUGAUAAGGAGAGUUUGGCGCUGAUGGCGGAGAUGGCGCAGUUGAGGGACGAUGCGUUGAGGGACUAUGACGAGAUGGAGCAGGUCUACCUCGACACAGUGCGGCGGGCGGACAGCAAGGUGCGGGAGUUUGGGGGGUUGGACGUGGGGGAUGAGCGGGCGGCGCUGCUGGACGCAGGGCGCAAGCCCAUGAAGAUGUUUGCCCACGAGGAGACCAUCAAGCAGUUCGACUUCCGCCAGUACCUCUUUGCCCGCCGCGCCGCUCUGCUGUUCGCCAUGGGGCGGCCAGCAGUGGUGGCGGACAGGGCGUACGCGUUCAUCCUCGACUUCUCCAAGGAGCUUGCUGCCCGCCAGCGAGAGUUGCCGUUCUGCAUGAGGGAGGUGUGGGUGCUGUCGGCAUGCACGCUGGUGACGACGGUGUGUGCGGAGCGCUUUGCCCCGCGGUCCCCGGGGCACUACACGGAGAAGGACUUCUUCCGCCUGCAGGGCGACCUCAUCUCCCUCGCCCGCUCCAAGGCACGCCGCCUCUCCUCCACUCCCCGCCCCCCACCUCCCCCUCGCCCUGCCUGCACCAUUGCACCAUCUUCACGACACCGACUGCGCACUCAUUUCUUCCACCCCACGCCCGCUUCCCCCAUGCCUCUUUGGUUCAUUCAUGUUGACCCUCCCUCCCACACCGCUCCCGCCUCCCCUCUGUAUCUGCACGCAUGUGCCCCUUACUCUGCCGCACGCCUUGCUCACGUGUGCCUUGCCCCCCUGCUGUGUGUCUCCCCCACGCCGUGCUGUGUGUGGCAGUUGAUGCGGCUGGGCGACCUCGUGGGCUUUGGCAAGUCCAUCCGUGUCACGCCCUGCAACAUGGCGGCAUUGGGGCUGAGUGCGUGGCCAGCGCCAGCGGUGUGGCCGUCAGCGCCCUCGGAGUCCGACCCACGAGUCAAGGCCCGCGAGGCAGUGAUUCAGGAGAUGCAGGGGGCGGGGGCAGCGAGGGGGGAGGCGAGGCUGUGCGGGGUGGGGCCGUGCAGCCUGGUGCAGGAGGCCAACCGCCGCAAGGCCUCGCUCACUGCCGGCAUGCCCGGGGGGCUCUGGCCCGACUCCUCGCCCUCGCGCCCCACUGACCCCUCCAGGCCGGACAGCAGCACGCCGCCAAAGCAGCGGCCGGGCACGCCGCCAGGGGGCGCGGGGGCGAAGAUGCUGUCGCUGGCGCAGGUGCAGGUGGCGGCUGCCAGCGCGCUGGAGGCCUUUGUCACCUCGGGCAUGCUCAAGCGCGCUCUCUCCUCGCGCGAACACUUUGAGGACUUUUAUCUGGAGUUGACGCGGUCAGCAGCGGACUGCUACGCGCGCUCGCUGUGGCUGCGCCAUGCUGUGGCCCUGGACGCGGAGGUGGGCAGUCUGCACGAGGCGGCAGGGCGCUUUGACCUGGCGCUCAAGGUGUACGAGAAGCAGAACGCCGCGUACAGCGCAGCGCGGUGGCACCACCUGCUGCUGGACCUCUUCCCGCGCCUCUCGCACUGCCAGCUGCUCAUGCGCGACCUGCCCGCCUUCCUGGGCUCCUGCACCAAGCUGCUGUCGCUGGGUCCCUCCCUCGUGCCCGCAGACGAGCGCAGCAAGGUGCAGCGCCAGAUGGUGGAGGUGGCGCGCUCGCGACUGGAAGAACCCGUCUCUGUCGACGUCUCCUCCCUCCUCUCCUUCUCCCUCGCCCCCCACACUCCCGCGCCCUCUGCAUCGCCUGCUACCUCGCCUGCUGCCGCUGCGCCAGCGUCCCCAGCAGGCAGGGCGGGCAGCAAGGCGCUGGAGCUGGGCGAGGGGGACGUGGUGUCGCUGUCCCUCGCAGUCUGGAGCUCCAUGCCUGCCCCACUCGCACUGGACUCUCUCGUGCUCUCCCUCGUCACCCCGCCUCUCUUCACAGCAGAGGAUGGUAUCAGGAUGAAGAGUGAGCCAGCGCCAGUGGUGCUGCAGCCGGGGGCCAACACGGUGCAGGUGGUGGCGGUGGCGAAGCGGCAGGGCGUGUACGUGCUGGGCAUGCUGAUGGGGCACUGUGGGCGCGUGCGCUUCCGCUCCAGCUCCGCCACCAUCAAGGGCGGCCCUCCCGAGGCAGAGGACUACCUCACGUCCGAGCGCACUCUGCGCACCGUGCUCAAGGUGUCACCAUCGCGCCAUCUGUUGGACAUGGCACCGGUGGUGGAUCAGCCACUGCUACUGGGCGAGCCACAGUGGCUGGGGCUGCUGCUGCACCCGCUCUCCUACUCCCUCGCGGGCUCGCUCCUCAGACUAGCAGGCGGGCCCGGCCUGCUGCUGCCGCCCAACCAGACCGUCGAGUGCCAGCGCUUGCCGCCCGCAUACCCGUCCGUGCUGCGCCAGCCGGGCAAGGACAAGGCGGGCGACGGAGAGGUGCCGGAGGGGGGCAGCGAGGCAGUGGCGAUGGUGGCAGGGUCGCUGCACCUGCCAUCGUGGUGCGCUGACUGCCCCACUGUCGUGUGGGUGCAGGCCUGCGCCUUCCGCGACCGCCCCUCGCCCCCUGUGCUCGUGCCUGCUGCCUCCUCGCCUUCCUCCUCCCCCACCAGCUCCCAGCAGCGGCAGCAGGCAGGGGGAGCGGAGGGCAUGUCAUCUUCAGCAUCUUUCUCGUCCACGGACUGGAACAGCAGCAGCAUCGGCAGUGUGAGCAGCAGGAGCAGCAGGGACGGCAGCCCGUCAGGGGACAGUGCACCGCAGCAGGCCACAGGAACAGGCGGGGCGAGGGGGCAGGCGGGGGCGGCGGCAGUGGCAGCAGUGCGUGUGGUGCGGUGUGUGGUGGAGUACGGCACGCCUCGCAGCCGUGUCUUUGAAAAGGUGUUGACGUUCCAGUUCGUGGAGCCCUUCCACGUGGCCACCAGAGUCGUCAGCAGAGGGGCCGAUGGUGCCAGAAUGCUGCUCCAGAUGUCCCUGCACUCCAAUCUGCGCUGCACGCUGCGCAUCGCCUCUGCCUCGCUGCGCCUGCAGCCCGGAUUCUCCCUCCUCUCCACCGCCGCUGCUGCCGCCUUCACCACCUCUGCUGCCGCCGCCUCUGCCCUGAGCCUGUCCGCCCCCGCUCCACUGCUGGACGUGGGGCCGCUGCUCUCAGGCACGCUGCUCUUCACACUCUCACUGCGACCACCGGGGGAAGCGCCCGCUGCUGCCUCUAAGGCUGCUCCAAGAACAGCGGCGCGCCUUCAAGUGCCUGACGGGCAGGCGGGGGGAGAGGAGGGCGAGAGGGAGGGGGGCAUGGAGGGCGUGAGUGAGCUGCGCGUGCACUACGAGGUGCAGGGCGAGCGCCUGCACGGCGCCCACACGCCCGUCGCCACACCGCUGUGGGCGCGCACGAGAGGAGGCGAGGGGGCACGCUUGGGAGGUGGCGCAGACUAUGUGGGCGCGGAGCAGAGAGAAGAUGGGGGAGGGCAGGUGUUGGCGGAGGGGGAGGAGGGGAGGGGGGCGAGUGGGGGAGUGGUGCCAGUGUACCGGCAUGCAGUGGUGUUGCAGAUGCCUGUCACAGACCGCGUGCUGGCGGUGGGGCUGCUGACGCCAGCCAGUGCAGUGAGCAUCGCCCCGCGGGUGGGGUGUGUGCUGGUGCUGGAGUGGCGCAUUGAACGCCUCAUAGACGGCCUCCUCCUGCCGCCCUCGCACCAGCAGGAGGCGUGGGAGGGAGGGGAGGGCGAGGAGGUGGAGUUUGAGGUGCGGGUGAGUGGGGACGACUGGAUGAUAGCGGGGCGGCGCAAGGGCUUUCUGCGCCUGCCCUUGGGGCGCGGCGCCAAGCACCUGCUGUCGCUGCACUGCCUGCCGGUGAAGUCGGGCUUUGUGCGGCCACCCGUGCUGCACCUGCCCCAGAUUAACCCCGACACUAUCAGCCACUCCCCUGCCGGCCCACACCUGCUGCGAGUGCUGCCCCAGGAGCCCUGUGCCUCCUUCUGUGUCUCAAAACGACCCGCUGCGGGAUUCGCGAUGUGGCCGGUGAGCGGCGUGAAGCCAUCGCGCAGCGACGAGGUGCUGCCGCCGGAGCAGCAGGCAGCGGCCACGGCCAAGGUGGAGCAGUACUUCCAGGCGCAGGCGCCACGGCGCGCGGCCAAGCCCAGUCGCAGCGAGGCGGGCGAGGGCGAGGGCGUGUUCGGCGCGGACGACGCGGUGGCGGUGGACCUGCCGGAGAGGCGCGCGCUGGCGCACCUCGUGGCGCACGCGGAGCCGGUGUGUCCCAGUGGCACGCCAGAGGUGCACGACCCUGAGCACCACCAAGCCACCUCCUACUACCAACACCUGCAAUAUGAUGGCCCACACUGCCCGACAGGGAAGGGGUUCAUAAGGCUGGACGCCAAGCCAGAGGUGCCAGUGCAUGUGGUGGAGCACCAUGCAGUGCCUGCACCUCUGCUCUUCAACAACAACGCUCACACCAACCCUGCCAGGGAUGACUGGACUGCUGAAUAG
This is a messenger RNA of Closterium sp. NIES-65, 5055 nucleotides long. Lineage: Eukaryota; Viridiplantae; Streptophyta; Zygnematophyceae; Desmidiales; Closteriaceae. The record is from the annotation of a GenBank genome assembly.